AUGCCCGCCUCGGCAAUUGAUCCCAACAAGUUCGACUCGAUACCAGACACUAUCGCAGCCUUCCGAAAUGGCGAAUUCAUAGUCGUAAUGGACGACCCGGGCCGGGAGAACGAGGGCGACCUAAUCAUCGCCGCCGACAGCAUCACACCCGAGCAGAUGGCCUUCAUGGUGCGGUACUCGUCGGGCCUGAUCUGCGCCCCCAUAACACCCGCCCUCACCGAGUCCCUCAAGCUGCCGCAGAUGGUCCCCGACAACGAAGACCCGCGCGGCACCGCCUACACCGUAUCCGUCGACUCGGCCGACCCCUCCGUCACCACCGGCAUUGGCCCCCACGACCGCGCCCUGACCGUGCGGACACUUGCUGACCCGAGCGCGACGGCAGCCAGCUUCCGCCGCCCGGGGCACGUGUUCCCGCUGCGCGCGAGACCGGGCGGCGUCAGGGCGAGGAGGGGCCAUACCGAGGCGGCCGUGGACUUCUGCCGUCUAGCGGGCAAGGUCGAGGCCGCUGCCAUCUGCGAGAUCGUCGAUGACGGCGCCGAGGUCAAUGGGCGGGCCAUCCGGGAGGGGCCCGGGAUGAUGAGGGGCGAGGGCUGCAUCGCCUUUGCGCGGAAAUGGGGGCUGAAGGCCUGCACCAUCGAGGACCUGGUCACCUACCUGGAGAAGACCGAGGGCGAAGUCGGCGCGAAUGGAAGUUCGUAA
This is a messenger RNA of Anthostomella pinea, 699 nucleotides long. The record is from the annotation of a GenBank genome assembly. Lineage: Eukaryota; Fungi; Ascomycota; Sordariomycetes; Xylariales; Xylariaceae.